AUGAGGGGAAGACUAAAAGGAAUCUACGGCGAUAAUGGUGGGAAGGGAUGGGAGAGGGGAGCGCCAGCGUUCGUGCUCAGCUGCCCCUUCCCGCCCUCGCCUCAGUUUGGGGAGGUGUCCGUCAGCAGCCUUCACUCCGGGGGCCAGGCCUUCUUCUCCUGUCUGACUGGGUACCAGCUCCAGGGGCCUCGCACUCUCACCUGCCGCAACACCACCACCCCCUACUGGAGCGGCAAGGAACCACGCUGCCGAGCUGCGUGUGGAGGCCUGGUCUCUAACGCCUCCGUGGGUCGGAUAGUGUCGCCUGGGUUCCCCUCAAACUACAGCAACAACCUGACCUGCCACUGGCUCCUGAGCGCCCCCAGUGGACACCGGCUUCAUGUGCACUUCGAGAAGGUGGCGCUGGCUGAAGACGACGACCGGUUGGUGAUACAGAACGGGGACACAGUAGACUCCUCUGUCUUGUAUGACUCGUAUGAAGUGGAGUAUCUCCCAAACGAGGGUCUCCUCAGCUCCUCCAGGUUCCUCCUCAUCGUCCUGACCACAGACGCCUCUGGGACGUCCACUGGGGUCGCUCUCCGAUACCAGGCGUUUGCUUCCGGUCACUGCUACGAGCCCUUUGUGAAGCACGGGAACAUGACGAGCAGUGACGCCUCCUGGCCAGUGGGGGCAGUGGUGGAGUUCUCCUGUGACGCGGGCUACACCCUGGAGCAGGGCUCGGUCACCAUUGAGUGCACCAACCCUGACGACCCGCAGUGGAACGACACAGAGCCGGCCUGCCGCGCGGUCUGCAGUGGUGAGAUCACGGACUCGGUCGGGGUGGUGCUGUCCCCAAACUGGCCAGAGGCGUACGACCGCGGCCAGGACUGUAUCUGGGGGAUCCAUGUGGAGGAGGACAAGAGGCUCAUGCUGGACAUCCAAGUCCUUAACAUCGGCGUGAACGACCUCCUGACCUUCUACGACGGCGAUGACCUCACGGCUAAAGUCCUGGGGUCUUACAGCGGGUCUAAGUCCAGGUUCAAGCUCUACACUUCCACCGCCGACGUCACCAUCCAGUUCCAGUCUGAUCCUUCCACCAACGUUUACGGCUACGGCAACGGCUUCGUGGUCCACUUCUUUGAAGUGGCUCGUAACGACACAUGCCCUGAGCUGCCGGAGAUCUCCAACGGCUGGAAGAGCUCGUCGCACCCAGAGCUGGUGCAGGGGACCGUGGUGACAUACCAGUGCUACCCCGGCUUCCAGCUAGAGGGCGCCGAGCUGCUCAUGUGCCAGUGGGACCUGACGUGGAGCGGAGACCUGCCCAGCUGCCAGAGAGUUGUGUCGUGUCCAGACCCGGGGAAGGUGGAUCACAGCCGCAGAGUCCUGUCGUCCUCUGGCUUCAGUGUUGGCUCCAGUGUCCAGUUCGUCUGUGAAAAAGGCUUCAGUCUCCGUGGAAACAGCCUCCUCACCUGCUACAGCAGAGGGACAGGAGGCCCCCGCUGGAGCCAGAGCCUGCCCUCCUGCACACCGGAGGCCUUUGAGCCGUGUGCCCACCCUGGGACCCCCUCCUUCGCGUUGCCCUCGUCCCGACAGAAGCUCUUCCAGCCGGGGGACAGGCUCAGCUUCUCCUGCCUCAGAGGACACCAGCUCCUGGGGGAUCCCAUCCUCCACUGCCUCCCUGGACACCCGUCUCAGUGGAGUGGACUGCCCCCUGUCUGCAAAGCUCGGUCCGAAGACGAGAACCGCAGACUAGACGUUUCCUCGGUGUCUGUGCGUCUGGACGGAGCUCAGAUUCUGCUGCUGAUCUUCGUCCCGGUGGCUCUCAUCCUCCUCCUCAUCACAGCCGUCUACCUCUACUUCUUCAGAGUGCAGACGAACCCACUCAGACUCACAGCUAAGACUCCUCCGUAUCAGAACAUCAGCGACACUGCGGCCAGCGACACAUCUCUGUGCGAAACGGACACGAGAGAAUACGAAGACUUGGUCGAGAAGGAGGGGGAUCGUUCAAAAAUCCCGCUAAAUAUAAUGAAGUCGCUGCUAGAAUUUACUGCCAAAGACUCGUCUCCUCUGUCCUUCUCCUUCUUCAGCUCGUCUCCUCUCUCCUUCUCCUUCCUCAGCUGGUCUCCUCUCUCCUUCUCCUUCCUCAGCUGGUCUCCUCUCUCCUUCUCCUUCCUCAGCUGGUCUCCUCUCUUCUCCUCAUUCCUCAACUUGUCUCCUCUCUCCUUCCUCAGCUCGUUUCCUCUCUCAAUCUCCUUCCUCAGCUCGUUUCCUCUCUCAAUCUCCUUCCUCAGCUCCUCUCCUCUCUCCUUCUCCUUCCUCAACUUGUCUCCUCUCUCCUCCUUCCUCAGCUCGUCUUCUCUCUCCUCUCCUUCUCCUUCCUCAGCUGGUCUCCUCUCCUCUCCCCUUCUCCUUCCUCAGCUGGUUUCCUCUCCUCUCUCCUUCUCCUUCCUCAGCUGGUUUCCUCUCCUCUCUCCUUCUCCUUCCUCAGCAGGUCUCCUCUCCUCUCUCCUUCCUCAGCAGGUCUCCUCUUCCUCUCUCCUUCCUCAGCUGGUUUCCUCUCCUCUCCUCCUUCCUCAGCUGCUGGUCUCCUCUCCUCUCUCCUUCUUCUCCUUCCUCAGCUGGUUUCCUCUCCUCUCCUCCUUCCUCAGCUGGUUUCCUCUCCUCUCUCCUUCUCCUUCCUCAGCUGGUUUCCUCUCCUCUCCUCCUUCCUCAGCUGGUUUCCUCUCCUCUCUCCUUCUCCUUCCUCAGCUGGUUUCCUCUCCUCUCUCCUUCUCCUUCCUCAGCUGGUCUCCUCUCUCUUCCUUCCUCAGCUCGUCUCCUCUCUCCUCUCCUUCUUCCUCAGCUGGUCUCCUCUCCUUCUCCUUCCUCAGCUCAUCUCCUCUCUCCUUCUCCUUCCUCAGCUCGCCUCCUCUCUCCUUCUCCUUCCUCAGCUCGCCUCCUCUCUCCUUCUUCCUCAGCCUGUCUCCUCUCUCCUUCUCCUUUUGA
Messenger RNA from Knipowitschia caucasica, 2964 nucleotides. NCBI's taxonomy places the organism in Eukaryota, Metazoa, Chordata, Actinopteri, Gobiiformes, Gobiidae. The record is from the annotation of a GenBank genome assembly.